Aplysia californica (California sea hare) is the source of this 1753-nucleotide messenger RNA. RefSeq names its product E3 ubiquitin-protein ligase RNF113A. NCBI's taxonomy places the organism in Eukaryota, Metazoa, Mollusca, Gastropoda, Aplysiida, Aplysiidae. Gene Ontology annotation, cellular component: U2-type spliceosomal complex. The record is from RefSeq and is a predicted model, not a curated record. The coding region runs from base 78 to 1088 and encodes 336 amino acids. Gene Ontology annotation, molecular function: metal ion binding. Gene Ontology annotation, biological process: snoRNA splicing. The transcript has 10 exons.
CAGCGGAAGUAAACAACACAGCGUCUACUUCGCAGUAGCUGAAACGCAUUCGGCAUUCGCAACUCAACUCACUGACUAUGGCUGAUGUUGAGGAGGAGAAGAAGAGGCCUGUCUUCAGUUUUAAGAAAGUGAAACGAAGACAGGCAGUCAGACAGCAAAAAGAUGAAAGUGACAAUGAUAAUUCUGCAGACUCGGAUAAAAGUGAUGGAAGUGAUGAUGGAAAUGUUGCAGUAAGGCAGAAGGAACGAAAGAGAAGGGGCAACCCAAUGGUUCAGUCUACCAAACGAGUCAAACUGGGGGCAAGCAAGAAAGAUCAAAGUUCAUCGAGUGAGGAGGAGAGUGAUGAAGAGCCUGCUAGUGCUGUGACAGUAUCCUACAAAUCUUCUAGGACAGGGAAAAGAGAAGGUCCUGAAGACAUGGGAGCCACAUCUGUUGUAGAAAUAGACACACAGUCGGACAGAGACGCUCAGGCUGUCUUUGAGCGAAGCUUGCAAGUGCAGAAGGACUUGAAAGGAAUGGAAGAGGACAAGGUUUACAGAGGGAUCAAUAAUUAUCACCAGUACUAUGAGAAGAAAGAUUCCGUACAGGGAAAUGCUGAAAGCGGAAAGAACAGAUUUGGGCCAAUGAGAGCACCUGCGCACUUGAGGGCGACAGUGAGAUGGGAUUACCAGCCAGACAUUUGUAAAGAUUACAAAGAAACGGGUUUUUGUGGAUUUGGAGACAGCUGCAAGUUUCUCCACGAUCGGUCAGACUACAAACAUGGCUGGCAGCUGGAGCGUGAGAUGGAGCAGGGGACCUAUGGCCAGAAAGAUGAAGAGAACUAUGAGAUAAGCAGUGAUGAAGAUGACCUCCCAUUCAAGUGUUUCAUCUGCAGAAAUUCCUUCCAAGAUCCUGUUGUCACAAAGUGCAAGCAUUAUUUCUGUGAGAAGUGUGCUUUGGGUCAGUACAAAAAAAGCAAAAGGUGCUUUGUGUGUGGAGAGGGUACUGGUGGCAUUUUCAACCCAGCGAAAGACCUGACAGCCAAGCUGGAAAAGAUGAAAGACACAGAUGAUGUUGCUGAUCUGGGGAGCGACGAUGACAACACCUGAUGAUCAAUUCUCAGAUCUGCUGUCCAGUGUUGAUUACUUCCUGUUUUUUACUGACCAGCGUAUCAGUCAUCUUAUGCUUUUGCCACAUUACUAUGGAAGAAAUAAUAUUCAAUAAGAAAUAAAGAGUAAUAUUUUACAAAACCCAGGGAAUGUAAGAUUCGGUAUAAUGAAAAUAGGUUGUUUGUAAUCGUUGCUUUUUCGUACUCAAAAUACUUGAAUGGGAAUUAUUGAACCUUUCCAAAAUAUUCUGAGACUUAGUUUGCAUAAUCACCGGUUCCUUUUUAUGCAUUUUUUUUGUAGAUGAAUUGGCUGUACACAUGUUUUUUAAAGUUAUUCAAAUGUUUCUGUAGAAUAUUUUGAUUUCAGAUAUAAACUUGAGCACUCUGAAACCCCAAAGGAUCUUGUAUUGACCCAGUACAUUUUUUACAGCACCCGCAAGUCUGGGGAAAAUCUAUGUCUGUAACUACCUCUGACUGAAUAGCGUUUUGAGGCCCUGUUUAGAUCUUUCUCUGUGAUAAGAUUAAGAUCUUUUUGUAUCUUUAUGAUAGUUUCUGUGCUUAAUUUCUUGUUAAGGUAUAUUUUGAGCAAAAUGUGAGAGGUUUGUUGGGUCAGUACGUAAAUAUCAGGGAUUUAUAUUGCCAUUUGUAAAUAAAGUUUUCAUCCAA